Messenger RNA from Pseudoliparis swirei, 2551 nucleotides. RefSeq names its product metaxin 3 (gene mtx3). The coding region runs from base 30 to 953 and encodes 307 amino acids. Gene Ontology annotation, cellular component: SAM complex. The transcript has 9 exons. Lineage: Eukaryota; Metazoa; Chordata; Actinopteri; Perciformes; Liparidae. The record is from RefSeq and is a predicted model, not a curated record. Gene Ontology annotation, biological process: mitochondrion organization.
ACGUCACCAGCUCCUUCUCCGAACCCAACAUGGCGGCUCCCAUGGAGCUGAGAUGCUGGGGAGCGGACUGGGGUUUGCCCUCCGUCCACAGCGAGUCCCUCAUCGUUCAGGCAUAUGCCAAGUUCUCUGGGGCAAAAGUCACAGUUGUUCCUAUUGACUGGACAUGGAAAACUCUCACAGCGACCGUCCCAGAGCUGCUGUGUGGCGACUUUGCCGUUCAAGAACCUACAAAUAUUCUCAACUAUCUGAGAAAACAGAGGUUCAAUGCCGACUAUGAUCUGACCGCCAGGCAAGGAGCCGACACCAUGGCAUACAUCGCUCUGCUUGAAGAGAAGCUACGACCCGCUCUGCUGCACACUUUCUGGGUUGAUGCAGAAAACUACGCCAACCUGACACGGCCGUGGUUCGCCUCGCGCUCGCCAUUCCCUCUGAACUUCCUGGUCCCUAGUCACCACGCCAGCGCCGCCCUCUCCCGCAUCCUUCUGACCAAAGGAGAGGCGCCGCUGCACGGCAUCGCCGAGGUCGAGGGAAAGAUCUACAGCGACGCUAAAGAGUGCCUGAACCUCCUGUCGUACAGACUGGGCACGGCAAACUACUUCUUUGGCAAUUUGCCGACCAGUCUGGACGCCUUUGUGUUUGGCUUCGUGGCUCCGAUCUACAAAGCCAGUCUGCCCAGCAGCCCUCUGCAGAGCCACCUCCGGCAGCUGGGGAACCUCACCAGCUUCUGUGACAACAUCCUCGCCGUCUACUUCAGCCCGGACCGCCCCGGUCCCCCCCCGCCUGUUCAGGAAUCAAUGGAUGCCAACCUCCAGAAACUAACUCAGCUUGUAAACAAAGAGUCCAACUUGAUAGAGAAGAUGGAUGACAACCUGCGCAGCAGCCCUCAGCACAAACCCCACAGACCAGACCCCAAACCCAGUCUGGCCAGUGAGCAGAGCUCCACUCCCGCCUAACCCCGACCGGGCCGCCGUGACCCAGGCUGAUGGACGGAGGAGGGACAGCAUGGAGGUGAAAGGUGCCGUUCCGACUCAGACAUCCUCAAAUCAAAACAUUUCAUCCAGGGAAAAUAUGGUUUGAAUGGAAAAUAACCGAAUAAUUAUUUGGAAGUAUGACGAUAUAUUUAUAGCUAUUAAAGAGGCUAUUUCAUAGAAACAUAAUGAUGAUUGAUUUCAAAGAUGUUGGUCUGAAAGGGAUGGAAAAGUGCAUGUGUGAGGUGAAAAAAAGAAGAAAAGUUUGAGUGCAUGUUUGUGGUCGUGGAUGGAAUUCUCUGAAGUGGUGAAAAAGAAACGGGAAGUUGAAAGCAGAUGAAAGGUGUCACUGUUUGACCUCUCAGCGGAGCGCAGGACCUCUUCUUCCUUUUGUUUUCUGUAAGAAAUGGGUAUUUCAUUCGUGUUGUUCAUUUUUCAUGAAAUAAGUCAAAGAUGAAUUGAUCACCUACACAGUGCAGAUGUGUUUAGUUACUCCAGGAUUUAAAUCUAUUUUUCCUUUAAUCAUGGUGAUCUCAGACCUUAUUUCACUUCCUGUAAAAAAUAUUCUGUAAAUUGUAAUGACAUUUAAAUAAGUGUUAUGUACAGUAUGUAUACAGUCAUAACUAGGACACGUAUGUUGCCCUCAUCUCCUCUGCUUUGUAUAGCUUGUAUAGCUGUAAAUAUUUUCAUGAUGGAAAUCAAUGCAAUUUGCUGGUGAUAUCCUCUAAUAGGGCUGAUCAGCUUCUUCAUCUUUGCUAAAUACACUGAGGUAACUCAUACACACUGUGUUAACUUAUUUAUGCACACGAUGUGGGACUAAUGUGUUUGUGUGAGUUUAACCAAGGACUAUCAGAAACCUGUGUCUUUAAAUUAUAGUUUCUUUGCUUUGCAAGAUAACUAUGUCACUAACAAUUUCCCACAAUCUCACAGACGCAGCGUUUAUUUAGUUCAUCCUUUUUCUUUGUGUGUGUUGUCUUUUGCUAUGCCUCCUCACCCACCUGGGUGAAACCGAAGCGUCUGUCCCCUUUGGGAACGUCUCAUUAGCUGCCUUUCUGAUUUAUUUUUGCUGUCUGAAUUUCUGAGAUUGUACUGUAAAAUGAGUUUGACACUUGUUUUUGUUUUUUUGAAACAUUUUGUUUUAUUGUCCCGCUCCUCAAUAUCCUCACAGCUCACACACGUCUGGACGGUGUGUGCUCCCUGGGAUUACUUUCACGAGGAGCGUUUCAGUCUCAAGGUAGUGAUACUUGGGCUCCUGCAACUUCCAAGUUAAGUAGUUCCGGUCAAAGCAGCAGACCCCAAGCAAAAGCGUGUGUGUGCGUGUGUGUGCGUGCGUGCGUGUGCGUGUGUGUGCGUGCGUGUGUGUGUGUGUGUGUUCUGUCCUAAUGUUGACGCACAACAAUCGGGCUUGUUGGGACCAGAGGGCUGCAGCCUUCAUGACUGCUGGUCUUUGUUCACUCGUCCACAUGUGAGCAGUUCUGAUCCGUUGCCACACGUUAUCUUUUGUCAUUUCUGUUGCUGCUGUUCAUUCUCUGUGACGGUCGUCACAACUGUCUUAUUACUGAGAAAUAAAUACGAUAACUCAA